Lacerta agilis (Sand lizard) is the source of this 2149-nucleotide messenger RNA. It is a transcript of the gene TMLHE, whose product is annotated as trimethyllysine hydroxylase, epsilon. Gene Ontology annotation, biological process: carnitine biosynthetic process. Bases 170 to 1435 code for a protein of 421 amino acids. The record is from RefSeq and is a predicted model, not a curated record. Gene Ontology annotation, cellular component: mitochondrion. The transcript has 8 exons. Gene Ontology annotation, molecular function: trimethyllysine dioxygenase activity; iron ion binding. NCBI's taxonomy places the organism in Eukaryota, Metazoa, Chordata, Lepidosauria, Squamata, Lacertidae.
GUGAGCCCUUUAGCUGUGAAAUAUAUUCAGUCUGUCUCUGGCAACCUUUGAUACUGGAACGGGAAAGGUGACAGAGACUGUGUGUGGGGAAGGAGAUAACAGCUUUUAACUCCAGGCUCUUGGCAACCCAGGAGAGUCUUGUUGGCAGGUUUGUUGGAGCAAGCAUAGGAUGUGGGGUCGUCAGCUGAUUCACCUGCUCUCUAGCUCCCAGCGGCUGCUGAAGAAAAGUCCCAGGUGCCGGGCGCCAUGGCUGGUCAACUUCAGGAAAACCCUUCCAAGUCUGACCCGUUGGCAUCACACAGCCCCAGAGUCACUGAAGUGUGCUUGGCGGUUAAACGAUGAUCACUUGGAGCUGAAAUAUGGGGAUGUCCUCAUGCGCUUCGACUACGUAUGGCUACGUGAUCACUGCCGCUCGGCUUCCUGCUACAAUACCAAGACCAACCAGCGCAGCUUGGACACAGCCAGUGUGGAUCUGUGCAUCAGGCCAAAGAGUAUCCGUGUGGAUGAAACAACACUCUUUCUCACCUGGCCAGAUGGCCACGUGACGAGGUACGGGUUGGAAUGGCUGCUGAAGAACAGCUACGAAGGGCAGAAACAGCAGGUCAUGCAGCCACGCAUUCUCUGGAAUGCUCAGAUCUAUCAGGAAGCCCAGGUGCCCUCGGUGGACUGCCAGAGCUUCCUGGAGACCAAUGAGGGCCUGAAAGAGUUCCUGCAGAACUUCUUGCUCUACGGGAUCGCAUUUGUGGAAAACGUCCCCCCAACCAAAGAAGACACCGAGAUCUUAGCAGAGAGGAUCAGCUUGAUCAGGGAGACUAUCUAUGGCAGGAUGUGGCACUUCACCUCUGACUUCUCCCGGGGAGACACAGCGUACACCAAGCUGGCUUUGGAUCGUCACACAGAUACCACUUAUUUCCAGGAACCCUGUGGCAUCCAGGUGUUUCACUGCCUCCGGCACGAAGGGACAGGUGGUCGUACACUGCUUGUGGAUGGCUUCUAUGCAGCAGAGCAGGUGCUCCAGCAAGCCCCGGAUGACUUUGAGCUCCUCACCAAGGUGCCACUGAAGCACGAAUAUAUCGAGAAUGUGGGGGGCUGCCACAACCACAUGAUUGGAGUUGGGCCUGUCUUGAAUGUCUACCCUUGGAACAACGAGAUCUACUUGAUCAGGUACAACAACUACGACCGAGCCGUCAUUAACACGGUGCCUUACGACACUGUGCACCGCUGGUACAGCGCACACCGCACUCUCACCGCGGAGCUAAGGAGACCAGAGAAUGAGCUCUGGGUGAAGCUGAAGCCGGGCAAGGCCCUUUUUGUGGACAACUGGCGAGUUCUGCACGGCCGGGAGUCUUUCACGGGUUACCGCCAGCUCUGCGGCUGCUACCUGACGAGAGACGACGUGCUGAAUACAGCUCGCUUCCUGGGGCUGCAAGCCUAGCUUGAGCUGGGCUUCCAGAAUUUUGGGGAUUGCGGAUCCAGGAACGAGAGAGAGCUUUUCGCAAUAUACCUCACAGACUUGACCUUCUGCUCGCAAGAGGAGGAGAGUUCCCCAUGGGAUUACUUGAUUGCCAGCCAUCCCAUGCAGUUUAUUUGCCUUCCCCCCCCAACACACACACUACCCCAGUUUUUUGGUCUUUUGUUGUCCAGCUUCCUUUGGCUUUCACGAACACAAUGGACUCAUUUGGUGCGGGAAGGCAUCAAAGUCCGCUGCAGCACUCGAAGUGCCAGAUCUUGUUGUGCCUUUUUGCUGUUGAAACUGAACUGUAAUGCUAACCUUGGUCAGCUGGUAUUCUUAUACACUGGCACUCCAUGGUUUUGCUGACCACAGGACAAGUGAGUGUCCUUAGAAGUGUGGGGAGAGAACUCUCUCCACCCGCCGCCAGUCUUCAAACACCUUCAAAAAUACACAAGUGCCAGGUGCUGGAAGCUUUUAGGGUUGUCCCCAUUGCUUGCUGGCGGCUCAAACUUGCCAUAUUAAUAGGAAAGCAGAUACAGGAAGUUUUGUGGCAAGGGACGAGAGCUGCGUGGCUGAAGCCAGAAAAUUAUGCUGGGGGUCCUUCCUUACCAGAUCUGCGAACGACAAUUUUUGCGCAGUGACAUCUUCCCCUUCCCUAUAUCCUGCAUUCUUUUUAUUUUGCCAUGAUAGCUCCUC